Molecule: messenger RNA, 1795 nt
Organism: Formica exsecta
Lineage: Eukaryota; Metazoa; Arthropoda; Insecta; Hymenoptera; Formicidae
Gene: CSN3
Product: COP9 signalosome complex subunit 3
Exons: 4
Coding region: 404-1738 (444 amino acids)
Biological process (GO): ubiquitin-dependent protein catabolic process
Cellular component (GO): COP9 signalosome
Source: RefSeq, a predicted model, not a curated record
CCGUCGAUCUAUUUGAUUAAUGAUUAUCAGUUGCAUGUGUGUAGUAGAGUAUCUACUGACUAAUUUUUACAGAUUUUCGGGAAGAAGCUUUUUGUAAAAUUAACAUAUAUAUAAACCGAUGGUGUGUUUGUGUAUGUGUGUAAAAAUAAAAAUUUAAAGGGAGAAGGGAGCCAUAUCAUUCCCUGUAUUAGACACGUGAUUGGUCGAUUCCUUUGUGCACAUGUAUUAUGAGAGAGACCUUCAAAUUCAACCCUCUCGCUAGUGCCGUGCAUUCUACAUCCCUCUCGUUUCCAAACGAGUCAUUUCAGUUGGGUGUUCGUUCGCGAUUCUGUAAUCUCUGUAAAUAGACGAUCGUCGAUCGUGCGGCUGAACCGAGGGUGAUGACAAGGGAGCAUCCGCAGUAAUGGCAUCGGCAUUGGAGCAGUUUGUAAAUAACGUUCGGACGCUCUCGAAGCAAGGUAACUUCAGAGAACUGUACGACAUCAUAAGCAAAAGCACCGAAGUAUUAACGAAAAAUGGACAACAUCUGGACAACGUUUUGGAAACGCUGGAACUGCAACAGCACUCGUUAGGUAUCCUAGCAGUACUCUGCGCAAAAUUUUCAUUGCCCAAUUCUAAUGGAAAUAACCCAGAUGCACACAAGGUAUUGUUUAAUCAAGUUCAGGAGUUUAUUAUCGGAUGUAAUGGGGAGCAAGUUAGAUUUGCACCAGAUACAUAUGCGGAUUUAUGUCACUUGUUCACACAGAGUUUGGUGGAGUUGAAAACGCCAUUACAAGGAAUCGAUUUAAUGCGUCGCGCGAUACGCAAGAUACGAUUGUUUGAGAGUCAGCUGACUUCGAUACACGCUGAUCUUUGUCAAUUAUGUCUUCUGUCCAAGUGCUUUAAGCCAGCGCUCGAAUUUCUAGACGUGGACGUCACGAGCAUUAGUCAGGAGGGAGGCCAGUUUGAUUCGAAAUACUUUCUAUUGUAUUACUAUUAUGGUGGCAUGAUAUAUACAGGGCUAAAGAAUUAUGAUCGGGCAUUGUAUUUCUUUGAAGUGUGCGUGACGACGCCCGCAAUGGCCGUCAGCUAUAUUAUGUUGGAAGCUUACAAAAAAUACAUUCUGAUUUCGCUGAUAUUACAUGGAAAAGUGUUAAACCUACCAAGGUACACCAGCCAGGUGAUCAACAGAUAUAUCAAGCCAUUGAGCCAACAAUAUCAGGAACUGGCCACAGCCUACCUCGUCAACAGCUGUGAAGAAGUGCAGAAUAUUAUCACCAAGUAUCAGCAAGUGUUUGUGAGAGAUCAUAAUUUGGGGCUCGUGAAACAGGUGCUCGCUUACUUGUACAAAAAGAAUAUACAGAGGUUGACUAAGACUUUUCUUACACUUAGUUUAAGUGAUGUUGCGAGCAGGGUUCAACUGUCGGGACCUGCAGAAGCGGAAAAGUACAUCUUAAGCAUGAUUGAAGAUGGUGAAAUUUUUGCGACUAUUAAUCAGAAAGAUGGUAUGGUAGUGUUUCAUGAUGAUCCUGAGAAAUAUAAUUCACCUCAAAUGCUGGCAAACUUUGAGAAGGAAAUGGCAGCAUGCACAGAAUUAGAUAAACGAGUGUUAGAAAUGGAAGAGGAGGUCGUUCUUACGCCGCAAUAUGUUCGCAAAGCUUGUGGACAGAACGAUCAGGACGAUCAAGCCGCCGGACCUGCACCAACGAACGUUACAAAUGCACAAGGUCAAAUUAAACAAAAUACCUAUUCUAUGUAACAUAUAUAUGUCGUUGUGUGUUAUCUUUAUUAAAAAAUUACAAGAAAUCAUGGAAAA